GUAUAAAGGCAUGCAUGACUUCAAUUUUUCUGUAAGCACAAACCAAACACGGCCUUAGUCUGCCGCCGGCGAAAUGGAUGAGUCCUGGCGACGAAGAUUCGGAAUGCAGGCGCAUCUCGUGACUGACUACCCUCCCCGGAGAUCAGCCGAGGAGGCAAUCUCCGACCGCCGGAAGUCCGUGCCUGAAGACGACUGCUUGGACCCCGAAGACUUCAGCGACGUUUUCGGAGGGCCGCCUCGAACGGUUUUGUCACGCCAAUUCUCCGCGCGCGGCUUCCCUACGCGGUCCUCGUCCACGACAACUUUCUUCUACGAGGAGAUUUUCCGGCCGUGCCAGAAGACAGCGACGGUUGAGAGGAAGAGUGGCCGGAGCUUGCCGCAGUUCAGGAUCCCCGGCGAACAGAGGAGGAGAAUUCACGAUCAGCGUGGACGCGAGCUCAGCGGUUUCUACAGUGAUAUUUUCGGAUGGGAAGAAGGUCAGCAUAGAGCGGUGAGGUCGAGAUCGAGAUCCAUGGCGAGUUCUUCGUCAGUUCUUAGCUCGGAAGACCUCAGUCCUCUCCGGCCGGCGGUUUACAUCGACGACGAAGAUGAAAUUUCCAUGUUCGCUCCGAAGCUCAGGCCAAUAAAUGUCAAGUCCAGGUGGAAUUGGGAGAGAACCGGGAGCGAAUACGCAGGCAAUGAACCGAUUCACAAAUCUGAAAUCGACAACAUGGAGAGCUUGAGGACCUGCAACUAUCGAAGAAAUGCAUCUCCGGAGACGAUUAGUCUAGACCCAAUAUCGAAUGGCAGUUUCAGAGCGUCUGCAAAAAAUUCAAAGCUCAAUUCACCACCGUCUGCAGUUUCUUUAGUUUCCCAAUAUGAAGAUCAAAAGACUGACGACGAAAUUCAUGAGGAGCAGAUUCCUAUGCAAGACGCAGACGAACUAGAGGAAGAAGAUGAAUCAUUGAGCUCAUAUGUUAUUGAGAUCAACUCUGAUAACAGAGAAGGUACUUGUGAAUCAAAUGCUGUCGACGAAGCAAUAGCGUGGGCAAAAGAGAGGUUUCAAACUGUACAAGAAUGUGAGAAAGAAAACACCUCAAAAGAAAAUUUUAAAGGUGGUCAUACAGAUAGCUUCAGAUCAUCCGAUGAACAACAACACGAUAUAUUGGCUGUGGAAGAAGUAACAACACAACUCGAAAGCAUGGUGCAGAGUGAAAUGCAAAUACUAGAUGAAAAGAUAAGGCUGUGGUCAACUGGGAAGGAACGGGACAUCCGCCUCCUAUUAUCUUCUUUGCAUCAUAUUUUAUGGGCUAAUAGUGGAUGGGUACCUGUUCCUCUCACAAAUAUUAUCGAAAUAUCGCUAGUGAAGAAAGCUUAUCAAAAAGCGCGGCUGUGCCUGCACCCGGACAAGCUGGAGCAAAGGGCCGCCACACUUGCUCAAAAAUUCAUCGCCGAGAGAGCUUUCUCCAUUCUUCAGGAUGCUUGGGCUUCAUUUAUAUCCCAAGAUGUUCUCUGUGGAUGAGAAAUUGUAGUAAAGAAAGCAACUUUGCAGGCGUACGAGCAACUUUGAGUUUUGAUCAUACAUGUGUCCAUAAAUAGUUUCAUUUCCCACACAAUGAUCUUAAAAUACAAGCAAGGGGUUUGUGUGUCUAAUGUUUGUCCCCGCUAGUUCGAAAUUUGGGCAAUAGAUAAGACACAGAUUCAAACUACUACUUAAAACGAUAAUAAUAAUAAUCACAAUGAAGCAUCCAAACAAACAGGGACCGAGACUCUGUGAGACGGGCUCGUUGUUACUCCUCAUCGUCAGUUUUCCAGACGAUAUCCUUCAGCCCAGUCGAAAGAUUCUUGUAAAACUGCAUCGUUGACGGAUUGUACCCGAUAAGACAAUCUUGAAGGUUGGAUGUAAUAAGUAAUGUAUUGUAAUAAUACCUUGUGAAAUUCUAAGGUGUCUCCGGCAGCCUUGCGCAGCUCGACCAUAUGCAAAGAA
Molecule: messenger RNA, 1966 nt
Organism: Andrographis paniculata
Lineage: Eukaryota; Viridiplantae; Streptophyta; Magnoliopsida; Lamiales; Acanthaceae
Product: J domain-containing protein required for chloroplast accumulation response 1-like
Exons: 7
Coding region: 74-1501 (475 amino acids)
Biological process (GO): clathrin-dependent endocytosis; clathrin coat disassembly
Cellular component (GO): intracellular membrane-bounded organelle; vesicle; cytoplasm
Molecular function (GO): clathrin binding
Source: RefSeq, a predicted model, not a curated record